Molecule: messenger RNA, 5553 nt
Organism: Plasmodium fragile
Lineage: Eukaryota; Apicomplexa; Aconoidasida; Haemosporida; Plasmodiidae
Exons: 3
Coding region: 1-5553 (1850 amino acids)
Source: RefSeq, a predicted model, not a curated record
AUGGAAAAAUCAUCUACCAACGAAACAAUGGUUCUAACUAUAAAAAAUUUAAGCAAAAGUAAAUGGAGUUCACUCUCCAAAAAAAAGAUAGAAGAAAAAUCUUGUUACUCCCCCAGGACAGAAAAAUUAAUUGAUAUAAUUUCCCCCAUUCUAGACUAUUAUGGGUAUAAUAAGGAGGAUGUGUACAACUUUAUUAGUUUGUACAAAUUUGACAUAGAGACAAUUCAGCAGGAACUAUGUAACAUUAUGGAGUCCAGGGAAGAAAAUGACGAAGGGCUUUGGGAAACAGUCAAAAGUAAAAAAAAUAAGAAACCAACCGAAAAGAAUAGCAAAAAACAUAAUUCCUUGCAGGGAAUUUCCGGGAGAAAAGAUAAUAAACAACUUGGCAAAAUAUUUUCCAAAGGAUUAAGAUUAAAGGAAAAGGAUCCUCGGAAAAAUAAAACCACUAUCACAGGUUCCUCCUUUGCAGUUGGCCAAUAUAGUAAUAAGCCCUUCACUUCGAGUAACCAUAAAGUAACGCACUUUGUAAGCAACCGUGCAAAAUAUGAGAACUCGUCAACACUACAUGAUAUUAAUAAAAAGAUUCCUGAGGAGCGAGGCUCGAAGGAAAAGCAAGAUAUGGACAAAAGUACAAGGAAACUUGUGAAUAUAAAAUCGUUAUCAGCAGUAGCAGCGUCGGCAGCGAUAUCCGCGACAGCAGCCACUGCUGCGACCGAUGCGGCAGGCAGAGGAGCAGGUGAAGGAGCAAAUCGCGAUGCCGAGAAAAACUCCAAGGCCGGUAGCAAAAAGAAAGGAACGUUAAAAUCAGAAGAAGAAAGGAAAAAAGGCUUAAAUGAAAGUUACGAUGAUGAUUUCAUGAAUAAUAAUUCAAUAGAAGAAAGAGACACAAAUAGGAGAAAAAAAAAUGCAAUUAAAGAACUAGACGGUUUGUUGAAUGAAGAAUAUUUUGCAAAAGGUAGAGAUGAUAACUCGAACAAAAAGGGUAACAAAAGCGGUUACAAUAACGUUGGCAGUACCAGCUCCAGUAACCACAAUAUUAAUAGUCAUUACAGUCAGUUUGAUAAAAAAAAAUACGCCAAGUUGGAAGAUGGCAGAGCACCACCCACAGCAGCAUCCAUGGCAACGGGCGCAGGAUACAAAUCCAGUGAUGAGUACAGUAUUAAAAAGGAUUCUAAAGGGAAAGGAGCAAACAUCCCCUCUACACACACAGGCACAACCACUAUGAACAGUGGAAGUGGUAACCAACACCCCGCCAAUGUAAGCACGAACGGUCUCGGAACAACCACGAUGACCACCAGUGUCAGCAGGUAUAGUAACUUCAACUACAAUGAUAAAUAUUUUAAUAAGAACUACAAUAAAUAUAGUGGCAAGCCGCUAAAUGAUUCACAAAUCCAAAGAACCGACAAGCAGCGGUUUCCACCAUUUAGUAAUAAAGCCACAGGUGUGUACAACGGUGCAGGAAAUAAUAAUUAUUUUAACGCAUAUACAAAAGGGGGAAUGAAACAAACACCCUAUUUGAACAAAAACAGUUUGAAAUCAAAGAUAAACACUAGUAAGAAUAACAGCAUAGAUCAGGAUUACGAGUAUGAUCCUUACAGUGGAGAAAAACUAUCCUACGAUACGGGCAACAAUAAUGACCAGUCGAGUGGUAUAAGUGUAAACAACGGAAACGACCAAAAUGUUAAGAAAAAGGUAGCGACUGAAAAUGCUAAAAAGACGGGCAAUGAUAAGGCAACGGCCAGCACUUCUUACGCAUCUGUUGUUAACAGCAAAAUGAAGCAAUCCACAUUAGCAUCAUCAUCAUUAGAAGAAGCGAAAAACGCGGAAGUGAAACGAACCGGAACGAUCAGUGCGCAAAAUGCAUCAAAUGAUAGUUCUUUUGUAGAGGAAGAAAAAAAAGAAAAGAAAAAAAACAAAUGUCAAUUAAUACCAAUUAAAAAUAAUCAGCCAGAAAAAUCGUGGUUAUCAGUUAUCACCAAAGGUACUCUUACCACCAGCAGUAACAAUGCCACGAAUUCUCAGGAUGUUGGUGACAAGGUGGAUCCUUCCGGCACGAAGAAAAGUGCCCGCACCAGUUCCAAAGAAUUGAAGCCAGAAUCGGCCUCGCAGCAGGUCAGCAAAAAGGCAGCCGAUCAGAGUGGCAAACCUGAAAAGCAGAAGAAAAAAGGAAAGGGAAAAGAUAAGGAUAAAGAAAAGGAAAUGGAAAGCAUUUCUAAUAAUGUGUAUGCAUCUGGCAGCAGUGCAAAGGAUACCAACCUAAGUAGCAUCAAUAACGCAGGCUACAAAAGUAACGACCAUUUGAGCAAAGUUUGCUCCAAAGGUGAAGAUGACCUUGAUGGAGAAGAACCAUACAAUGCUAAAGGUGCCCAGUUAAGUUACGGCAAGGAUGAAAAAAAUGAAUCCAUGCCUAACAUCAGAAGUAAAAACAAGUUGUCAUUCGUUGAGGUAGACGCGAACAAAGCACAAUCAUUUGCAGAUCAACAUAACAAAAUGGAAAAGGAAAAAUACGCAAACGAAAGCAAUAACGUAAGCAAGAAAGAAAUCAGUAGUGCCAAAAAAAUCAGCGAAACGAAACUAGACACUGAUGAUAAGAAAAAGAAAAAGAAGAAAAGAAAUGAUCAAGAUGUACUCUCCUCCCCCAUGAAUGAUAGUACCAUUUCCACAAGAGUGAAAACAUCAUCAGGUUCCCAAACCCUCGACAUGAAAAGAGGUAAGGGUAGCAAACUGAGCAGUAACAAUAAUAGCACCCUGAACUUAGCAUAUAGUGCGGACAAACUCAUGUCAGAUGAUUUCACACAAUCGGAGGGAUACUACGGAAAGGAAAAAACAAGCAUUCCUAUAUACAUGCCCAAUUUGGCACUUAUGGGGAAGAAUACUAUGAACAAAAAAAUUUUCUUCGGGAGUAUAAAUAUCACUGGUGAUCAAAUCGAAAAUAUUGAUGUCAUGCCAGAUAGCAAAUUGGAGCACAUGAGGAAUAACUACGGCGGUAACAAUGGUAGCGGAAAUAGCGGUGUGUAUGCCGAUGCCAGCGGUCGUUUUGGCACCCAUGGCGAUGGCUUCCACCAGCAAGGAAGCACCAACUACAGCCACGGCGUUAGUAGCUACAACACGCGGGGAAGCAAUUACAACAACGAAGGAAAUAAUAACAAUAGUACAAACAAAAUGGUGCACACUGAAAACAGAAAAAAAAAUAACCUCAGGAAGAAUUACGGUAUUGAUGCGGCUUCCAUGGGCAUGAAUAACGAUCACGUAGGUAGUGGAAAUCACAACCGCUCCUCUGCCGUGCAUCACAAGGAAAGCGACAACAGAGACUACGAUCAUAACAAUAACGAUUUUAGAGGAUCAAAGGAAAGAGAAUUUAAACACUUUGAUUUUAAAAGCAGAAACCACAAAAGAGAAGAUAACAACGACAUGCUUAAUGAAAACAAACACAAAUCAAUAUUUUCAUCUUCCAACAGUAAGCAUGCCCCUCAUGUGCACUCUAAAUCGCAGAAUUUAUACAUACCCAAAAUGACAACAACAGCAUCAUCGUCCUCUUCUGCCGUAGCGGCAGCCACAGCAGGGGUGUCAUCUUCAUCGUCAAACAACCAUCACCACCAUAUACAUAACAAUAGUGGUAAUGUCAACGUUAGCAGUGGAAACCAGAAUGCGAAACACUUGUUGAACAGUUCCUCAUCCGUGUUCAUGAACCAAUCGCCUAGAACGAACGGCUCACAAGAUAACUCCUCCUCUGCCCUAAUGAGUGGAAAGAGCAGCAAGUACGUGCAGAACGCACUGAAGAGCAAGAACUACGACAACGACGGGGAUGACUCUGGUUCAAUACAGCUGAAUCAAAUUUCACAAAAGUUUCUGCACAGCGGCGUUGGAACUGCGGGCGCAAACAGCAACGGAAACACUGGCACCUAUACCAGUGGAAAUGGUGUAAACGGUGUUAACAACAACUUUGCUAGCUCUACCACAAGCGCAAAUAUCGGAGGCAGCAAUACAGGCACCACCACCACCACCAUGUCCAACAAGAAUACCAACACAGAUGUUAGCAACAUCAGUUUAAUGAAUAUGGGCAUGAACAACCUGAGUAACAAUAACAUGUACACUUCGUACAACUCACCCCCAGGAUUGGCCAACCAAUUUAAUUACUCAUUCACCAACCUCUCCUACCCAUACAAUAAUAUGCACUACAAUGGCUACUCCACACAAACCUUAGUCCCGCAGUAUGGACUCAUCAACAACCAUUACACAAAAAAUAACAGCAUGCACAACAAUAACUUUAAUUACAACAUCAACUAUGAUAAUUUUGAUGAGAACAAUUUAUAUGCACACAAUAAUAACAUGCACAUGAAUAACUACGUCAACUACAUGAACGUCGGUGUAAAGAAGAAUCAACUGAAUAACUUGGACGAUGAUAAUUUGAGUAAUUCUGGCGACGUCUCCAUAUCUGGUUCACUCCAGCAGCAGCAGAAUCUGUCGCAUGAAAACCAAAGCAGCUCCAAUCAAAACUCUCCCAGCGUGAAUAAUAACACCAACAACAGUGGCAACGGCAACACCAACAAUAACAACAACAGCAAUAGCAACAGUAACGGUAGCACUAACGCUUGCUUGGACGGAGCCACCAACAACGGAAUUAACAACCUAUCCCUCAACAACAUUAACAUGAAUAGUAGCGUCAACCCUAACCUAACCAUGUCAUGCACAACCAGCGCUACCAGUGAGUUAAAGAAUAAGCAGCAGAUAAGUAAAAACAUGAGCGACAUGCAGCUGCAAACUCAGUCCAUCUCGUCUCUCAAGCAGAAUCAAACACAGCAAAGUAAAAGUGGUACAAGUUUGAGUAGCACCCAGCAACAACAUACGUCCAAUCAACACAGCCAAACUAAACAUGCAGGACAACAGCACCAGCAAAACUUACUAAGCAGUAAUAAUAACAGCUCCAUAAACCAAUACACGCAAAACCAGAUCAACCCAAACAACUCACAAAACACGGCCUCCUCCACCUCUUCCUCCCUCACGAGAAAAGUAGAAACAAACAAUCUCAACAGUGGAACACAAAACAACCAAAAUAAUCAAAACCAAUUUUUAAACAAACAACUGUACCAUAAUAGCAAUUAUUACAAUGUUAACUCAAACAAUAAUUAUAACAUCCCCCCCGGCUUUAACAUGACCCAGGAGAAGGAACAAAACAAUAACUACCUCACUAACAACGUCUCCUCCGCCAAUGCCAACAGCAGUGUGGCGGCCUACAGAAACAACUGGAACAAUAUUAACGAAAAGAAUUUAAACCACUACAGCUUGAACUACAAUUAUAAUAGGAACACCAAGAACAACUUUAACUACACCAGCAACUUGAACUACAGUAGUAGCAACGGAUACAACCAGACGAGAGACAACACGAAUAACUUCUUCAACUAUAAUGGCUUCAACUACGGUCUUCAGACACCACCCGGCCUGCAGAAUUACUACCAAAAUACGCAGUACCAGCAGCAGAACAGCUACUCCAACCGCAACUACAAUUACACGGGGUACAACAACAAUCUGUCCAUGUGGAAUAGAGAAGAAUGA